GUUUAGGCUAGCGAGUCCAGGGGUAUUAUUGUUGCGACAAUCCUUGCUAGGUGCACUAUAAGGUUAUUAAGACGGGUCAGACCGUGUAUUACGCAUAUGAAUGUAUGUAAACUUCCAAUUAAAAUCUCGUCUGUAUUAUGUAGAGUCUCAUUAUGUAAUGCUCUGAUACUGCUCAAACACCAUCAACAGGACGGUCAACAACCUAUCGGUCAUAAUAUGCGCCAGAAACGGAUUUGCGAGAAUUUCAAUCUUUCAUGCAAACACACCAAGAGUUUUCUUCAUCUGCCUCCUUCUGUACGGCGUCAGGUAUAUGAAGAAGCCGGUCUCAUAGUUGGAGCUGACAUUGUUCUCUGCCGAAGACCCCCAAAGAUAUGGUUCGAGGAACGCACCACAGAAGAUGAGGACAGACUCUAAAGCUGCACCUCAUUUGCGAUACGGGUAGCGAUGAGAAAACACGAGCCGUCUUGCAACCGCUCAACGAUAACUUGUACUUGCAGACUGUCAUAUCCGUCUU
Molecule: messenger RNA, 514 nt
Organism: Daldinia vernicosa
Lineage: Eukaryota; Fungi; Ascomycota; Sordariomycetes; Xylariales; Hypoxylaceae
Exons: 1
Coding region: 97-414 (105 amino acids)
Source: RefSeq, a predicted model, not a curated record